Molecule: messenger RNA, 639 nt
Organism: Hydatigera taeniaeformis
Lineage: Eukaryota; Metazoa; Platyhelminthes; Cestoda; Cyclophyllidea; Taeniidae
Source: the annotation of a GenBank genome assembly
AUGGCGCUUAAGAAGGACUCAUUCAUUUUUCAGAGUUCGGUAUUCCCAAACUUACGUGACUCUGCCAUCACCGUGGCAACGAAGCGGUUGGAAAGAACGCAGAAUUUCGCUUCAGUGAACAAGGACCUGCACAUCUUUCUCUCCGAAGCGAUCACCUACGUGCAUCAAAAAUAUGCUAACGUUAAACCCUCGCUGAUUCAAGAGUGCAAAUACGGCACUGGCAGUGGCAGCCCUGGCGGCGCGACACAGCGUGCUGCCAGUGGCUGGUCCUACAUCUAUCGUGCCCGUCGAUCCUCGAAUACUUCCUCCAACUCUGAUGAAUUAUUGCGCAUGAAACGACAGAGCUCAUAUCCAGGCGCACCCUGGCAGUCGGAGCCGCUGACGUGGGGAUCAUCCUCCGGUUCUCUACCAAACUCACAACAACCAGCAGCGUCACAGUCUCUCGGCUCCUACCAGUCCUACUUCUCACCGAACAGACAAGGCGGGGGUGGUGGUGGGGGGGGUGGUGGUGGUUCCUCUUCACAGCAUUCCGCCAAUGCGCCAGAAAAACUCAGCAAAUGGGCCGCCCAACUUAAAUUAUACGUGAGGGUCACAUUCUUCUCUCUUGAUUGUUAUUUUCGGGCUCAAGUAUUACACUAG